AUGUAAUCCACAAUAAGUGAGCAAUGUGUGAACAAUAAGUGAGCAAUGUGUGAUUUUUCUAUGUUUGUGUCGGAAUGCUUUUAAAGGACUGUGUCAUAAGAAAAUAAUUAAGACGAUGCGCCAUAUUUGGUGUUUGAUUUAUCGGUUUCAACCGAUCAGAAAAUCUGAUAUUUAAUGUCAUUGUACAUGUCUCUGUUCAUGCCGACUCGGAACAGAGAAUGAUGAAAGCCUGCCUUCUGGUCACGUGGUUGGCUGUAUUCUCGACACUCAAUUGUAGUGCAGAUCCAGUCAAUACAAACUAUUUACUUCUCCAGAUCUUGUUUGGGAAAUACAUUCAAUACCAUCCUCCAAUUGUUUCCCAGCUCCUUGUUGCACCCAUGACUCCAUCGCCACUUCCGCCUCCCCCGCGCCCUGUCAUUCAUCCCACCCUGUAUUUCAGCUAUGCCAACGCCAUACCUAUAGGCAUCUACAGCUCCUAUCUUUGCGGCAUUCUUAGCCAGCCUUUCCAAGUUCCCUCACCGACCUACUUGCAGAUAACUUACGAUACUUUGGCUUCAGGCCAACAGCUGGUUCACUUGUCUCAGUGGUUAAACUCUCAGACAGAUCAGCCAUUACCUUCAGCUUAUCCACCACCAAAUCAAUUUUCCUCUUCGUAUGACGAAGAUGAAUCUAGUAAAUUGAGGCACAAAGAGUUUAAAAGAUUUGGAAAUCGACUUAUUUCCGUAAAGACUUCCAAAGUAACAACAGUGGCGUACGUUUUUAAAUCCCUAAGAAACAACCUGAUUAUUGGAUAUAGUAAGCAGCGAAUCAGUGAGCUAAGCACAUUGCUUAACGACAACCUUACGUCAUCAGACCUUGAGCUUGCUUUGGAGGUGAUAUACGACGCGAAGAACAACUUGGCAAUGAACGCCGCCAACAUCGCCCAGACAUUUUUUGUCAAAGAUCCAGCAUCCAGCUCCAAGUCUUUGGCAGAAAGUGACAGGAAAAGGUUGUACACAGAUAUAAUCCUGGCAGCUAACGGUCGAGGAAAAACUGCCGAUUGUCAGUUGGACUUUCAGACACCGGAAGACAUCGUGCGGGUUGUGUACAGGAACAUUCUCCCAUCGGGAAUGUCUAGGCAAGAAAUAAUAAACGCGGAAAACGGCAUGGUGUUCCUGAGCAAGGCUAACCUCAACAGACAGGAGGUCGUCAACAUCUUUGACAACCUAAUACAAGAUCAUCCAAAGAUUGAUCAACCAUUGAUCUGUUUCAUUUUGCAUAACUAUGCAAUUAGCUCUCAAUAUUGUUCUGUUCGCGGAACGGCAAAUCUGGUGUAUGAAAGGCUGAGAUGUGAAUUUACAGGAACCACAGAAGCAACCACUUUGAAGACAAGCAUGUCUGAUCAACAAACAUCAACGGCUGCUACAAGCUCUACAACACAAACGACAUCCACUUUAACCACAACAACACCAACAACAAUGACAACAACUACAAUGCCGCCAACAACCACAACAACACCAACAACAACGUCAACAACUACAGUGCUGCCAACAACCACAACAACAACAACGAAAACGACAACAACUACAAUGCCGCCAACAACCACGACAACACCACCAACAAAGACAACAACUACAAUGCCGUCAACAACCACAACAACAACAACGACAACAACUACAAUGCCGCCAACAACCACAACAACACCAACAACAACGACAACAACUACAGUGCCGCCAACAACCACAACAACAACAACGAAAACACCGACAACAACAAUAAUUACGACACCAAUGACAACAUCUACAACCACCACCAUUACAACUCAAACUGCAACAACCACGUUAACCACAACGACACCAACAACUACUUUGGCUACAGCCCAAUGUGGGGUCAGUGAUAUUACCAGUGACGUCGGUGGCGUUGCUGGAGGCUACUGCGGUGUGUAUCCAUGGAUUGUCCGUCUAAUCGUUAACGGUUAUCGGUUGUGCGGCGGCGCUAUUUUGGAUUCCACGCACAUAUUGACUGCAGCCCAAUGUACUGCAGACGCUUUGAGUAUCACAGCCACAGUUGGUGAAUACGAUUCCACUGUAGAGGAAGGAACAGAGCAAGUCUUUGAUGUCAGUGUUCCAGACGGCGUCUCUCAACAUCCAGGUUUUAGCUUUCAAAACCAAACCAACGAUAUUUCUAUUUUAACACUUAGUGCACCUAUCGAUAUGUCCAGGAUCUGUGCUAAGCCUGUCUGUCUGAACCCUACCUAUCAGCUGACAUCAGGUCAACAAUGCAAAAUAGCUGGAUGGGGUUGGCUUAAUGAAAACGAUGCCCUACCAUCUGAUACACUACAGUCUACCACAAUCACUACAUACCAAGGCGGCGACUGCGCUGCUGCGUUUCCUGACGCCCCACCUAACUACAUUAGUGAUCCCUCCACACAACUUUGUGCGGGACAACCUGCUGGUGGGGUCGAUGCAUGCGCAGGAGAUUCUGGUGGACCUCUCUUCUGCUUGGACAGCGCGACGGACACAUGGAACGUGGUUGGCGUGAUAUCAUACGGUAAUGGCUGUGCCAUGCCGGGCAUCCCAGCGGUCUUCACCAACACAGCUGCCUACUACAGCUGGAUACAACUACAACUUUAGAAAAAGUUGUAAUAUUUAGAGGAUGCCGAUGAAGAUCUAAAGCUUGAUGAAAUCCAUAGCUAGUUCUAGCCAUAGAAAAUAAAACUUUUUUGUUCUGUACAUUAAAACAAAGCAGAUUGUUAGAACAUUGUAUGAAUAUGUUUCGGCUAAAAAUGAAAAAUAAAAACUUUACGAACUUAAAACUUGUUUAAAUAUUGA
Biomphalaria glabrata is the source of this 2810-nucleotide messenger RNA. RefSeq lists its product as uncharacterized. Lineage: Eukaryota; Metazoa; Mollusca; Gastropoda; Planorbidae. The coding region runs from base 219 to 2612 and encodes 797 amino acids. The transcript has 9 exons. The record is from RefSeq and is a predicted model, not a curated record. Gene Ontology annotation, molecular function: serine-type endopeptidase activity. Gene Ontology annotation, biological process: proteolysis.